AUGGGUGUUUCUGUUCUUAUUUCUCCAUCCUGUCCUUAUCCUGUCACUCAGAUUCCAAUGUCAUCUAACUAUGCUUUGGCCGUCAAGAUUGGUUCCCUCAGAAUUGUAUGCCUGUACUUACUGCCCACUAUGUCCACCCAUGAUGCUCUUGCAGUUCUCUCAUCCAUUCCUUUGACCAAUGACACUAUUAUAUGCAGCAAUUUUAAUUCAUGUUUGGGUUCACUUACUGAAGAAUGUGCUCUUACUGUUGUCAAUGGCCAGCUCUCACCAUGCACAUCUACAUUCAUUUCAUUCCACCAAAACGUAGAGAUAAGCAGUAUUAUUGAUCUGCUUAUCACUAAUAUGUCCCUCACCAAUGCCACUCUCAACAUUCAUACCAACCUCUCACUCAACUCUGACCACCAACACCCUCCUCCCUCACGUCUACCAAUUGAUACACUAACAGAUGAAUUAAACUCACUCAUUUACAAUUAUCUUACUAGCUCAAUUGGCAACCGUCCUCCCUGUCCUCCCCAUUGGAAAAAAUUCUGGAAUUCAGUACUCCAAGCAGCUGCAGGGCACCGCAAUUUCUGCUACAAGAAAUGGCACCGUGUAUGUGGCAUAGACAGAAUCCAUUGGUGGGAUAAGCAUCUCAAAGUGCAGGCAGAAUUCUGA
Messenger RNA from Phycomyces blakesleeanus NRRL 1555(-), 654 nucleotides. RefSeq lists its product as hypothetical. The record is from RefSeq and is a predicted model, not a curated record. The transcript has 3 exons. Bases 1 to 654 code for a protein of 217 amino acids. NCBI's taxonomy places the organism in Eukaryota, Fungi, Mucoromycota, Mucoromycetes, Mucorales, Phycomycetaceae.